AUGACGAAGAAUAACUUAGCGACUCAUCUUAAAUGGUUGAUAACCCAAGGGAAACCUCUCCACCUUCCUCUGGCUCAAUCCAGCUUGCCUGAACGCAACAAUCACGCAUCGCAGCAAGCAAUCUCCCCCACUGACGAAUUCGCGACCCUCGAUGACAUCCUUGAAGACGUGGAGGAUGAGACGUAUUUAUCAAUGGCUAGAUUGCUACCUCAAUCGGCGAGCAAACCUCGAAUGCUGAGCCGACACGACGCGGUCCUCACCAGCACUCCGUCAACCACAAAGAAACGGGCUUCGCCGAAGCAAUCAAGCAAAGCGCGAGAGUCCUUUCGAGAACCACCAUUAUCAUCAUACAAACCUGCCCCGCUAAAGUCAACUCCAUUGCGACCAGACAGUUUCCACGCGCCUGGACACGAUGAUAUUGAAUCGAUUGAUCUGACAGGGGAGCUUGAUCGAUCUAUCCUAUCAUCCUCGGAUACUAUCCCGGCUGGUGAGCCCCGCGUAUCAUGGGCAGAAGAAAGCACACCAUGCGGAACUCGUGAAAAACGCGGUAAAAAGCGCAAAAGUGACGAGUACACAUCUGAUCUUCUUUCCCCAUCGAAACAUGCGACGAAAGUGCGAACUCCCGCCGCUAGAGACAUUAUAUCGGAACAGCCCACAAUUUCACGCCAGACAACCCAGACAACCCAAACAACUAAAACAAACCCCACAAGCGCGGCAAAACGACCCGAAUAUCAUUCACCUGUUGCUCCACGGAGCCACCGGAAACGAGUUAUUGCGGAUUCAGAUGAUGACGAGGAUCUCUUUGACGACUGGGCCAAUAAUGAAGAUCCCGCCGAUAAGAUGAUCCUGGAUGCCGAGGAGAGUCUGUACCCAAUACUCCCCGAGAUGACUACGCCGGCGAACGAGAAAAAGAUCGCGAUCAAGCAUUCACAAUUGGAAUCUACACCCAAAGCAGCGUUUCCAACUGCGCAACCAUCGACUCAGCCGAAGAAAAGGGCAGAUGCCAAAGACCCUAUCCCGUUAACACCUUGGUCGAAGCCGUCCAACUCACAGGAAAAGGAUCCGGAUCUUUUGAAGUUCUUGGCCCUUGGAAACAAUGCUUUUGGUCAUGCAAUCUCCAAAUUGAGGUCGACUCUGCAGAAGAACUCUGAGAUAGUUUAUCAGCAGGCCAUGGAGGGUCAGCCAGUCCCAGAAUUGAUCGCCGAGAACAAGACUCUUGUUUCUCAGAUCGAGGUAAUUGAAUUGCUGCAAAAGCAUCAAAACACGCACAAGGGCAGUGUUUCUCGUAAGCAAAACCUAAAGCAAAACCUCAUAUGUGUGAUCUCGCAAGGUUUAGACCCGACAACUAUGCCAGAAGAGCUUGCGCAGAGUCGAGCAGUCGAGGCAGAGUUGGAGCGAACCGAAAAAGAAAUCUGCCAGCUUCUAUCCCAAGCCAACAUCCUCGAGUUGGCACACGAUUGUCCAUCCGACCCUCCUCCCAUGAAACAUACUCAGCCUACCUUUGAAGCUCACGCAGUCCCACGGGAGCCUCUUUUCUCUUCUUCGCGGGCCGAUUUGAACACUGAAUUCCGUGGCCAACAGCGUUUUCCUCCAACAAGUCCUAGAAAGACCAAAGAGACACAUCGGCCGGAUAGCUAUGAAAACUCCAUUUCUCGGAAUAUGGGCUCCCCGCCAUUGGAUUCUAUGGACCUUGAUGAGUUCGACUGGAAUGUCAGCGACGAUGAGAUAUUAGAGGCGGCAGGGGAUUUCGAUGGUGCUCAUCAGAUACCCGUUCGUGAGCAAGCCAGUCAACCCCGCAAAGUUUUCGCAGAGACGUCUGGCAACGCCCCCAAGGCCCCCGCUCCGAAGAAGUCGCCCGGUCAUAGCGCCUUCUGGUCAAACCAUCCAUGGUCUCAAGAAGUAAGGAAAGUGUUGAAAGACCGAUUCCACCUCCGCGGAUUCCGACCUAAUCAGCUUGAAGCCAUUGAUGCAACACUUUCCGGCAAAGAUACUUUCAUUCUCAUGCCUACUGGAGGAGGAAAGUCCCUAUGCUAUCAAUUACCUUCUAUAGUUACGGGUGGACGCACAACGGGGGUGACGAUCGUGAUAUCUCCAUUGCUGAGUCUGAUGGAGGAUCAGGUAUCACAGCUCCGGAAAUUGAACGUUAAGGCAUUUAUGGUUAACGGCGACACCGAUCAAGUGGAAAAAUCCUGGAUCAUGAACCAGCUCUCAAAUGCAGGUGGCGAGGGGAUGGAGGUCCUGUACAUCACUCCUGAGAUGCUCAGUAAAAGCCAAGCCUUGAUCAGAGCCCUUGAUAAGCUUCAUCGAGGAAACAGACUAGCACGCCUGGUCAUCGACGAGGCCCACUGCGUCAGUCAAUGGGGACACGAUUUCCGACCUGAUUAUAAAGAGCUAGGAGAGGUUCGAGCCAGGUUCCCUGGUGUACCGGUUAUGGCUCUCACAGCCACCGCCACUGAGAAUGUCAAAGUUGACGUGAUGCACAAUCUCAAAAUCACCGACUGUGAAGUGUUUUUGCAGAGUUUCAACCGUCCUAAUCUCACCUACGAGGUACGGUCGAAGGGAAAGAAUGAUGAAGUUUUGGCCAGCAUGGCAGAAACCAUUACAAACUCAUACCGGAAUCAGUGCGGAAUUAUCUACUGCCUCUCGCGAAAGAUGUGCGACAAAGUUGCAGAGGAUCUACAGGGAAAGUACCGCCUCAAGGCAUGUUCUUAUCAUGCGGGUAUGACCUCAAACGCAAAAUCGAAAGCUCAGAGUAACUGGCAGCUGGGCCGAGUACAUAUCAUCGUUGCCACCAUUGCAUUCGGAAUGGGAAUUGACAAGGCCGAUGUGCGAUUCGUCAUGCACCACAGUAUCCCGAAGAGUCUCGAGGGGUAUUAUCAAGAAACCGGUCGUGCUGGUCGAGACGGCAAGCGUUCUGGCUGCUAUCUUUACUACGGCUACAGGGACACAGCAACUUUGAAGCGGAUGAUUGAUGCCGGGGAUGGCAGUGGUCAGCAAAAAGGCCGUCAAAAACAGAUGUUGCGGAAUGUGGUUCAAUUUUGUGAGAACCGUAGCGAUUGCAGGCGAGUGCAAGUCCUCGCUUAUUUUGCGGAAUACUUCCGCCAGGAGGACUGCAACAACACUUGUGAUAACUGCAAGUCCGGUUUGGUGUUUGAGCUGCAUGACUUUACUGAGCAGGCAUCCUGGGCCAUCAAGAUUGUGCGACAAUUUCAGAAUAUGGAGGAGAAGGUGACUGUGCUCUACUGCUGUGACAUACUUCGCGGUGACUGUAAACGGCCCAAAUCUCCAGGGCAUCGCAAGAUGCCGGGGUAUGGAAAGGGAUCUGAUCUCGACCGUGCAGCAGCCGAACGUCUGUUCUACCGGCUGCUGGGUGAAGACGCAUUGGCCGAAGACAACGUGAUCAAUAAAAGCGACUUUGCUGUUCAGUAUCUCAUCCUCGGCCGCCGUGCAGCAGAGUAUGAGAGUGGCCAGCGGCAAAUGAAACUACAGGUUCGCGCAUCCCCGAAUAGUAAGGCUAAAGCCAAGAGCAAGCCCUCGGGCGCCGCGCAGAAGAAAAAGUCUGGCAAUUCAGGUAGCGAUCCUCAGUCCACCAUGGUCUCUUCUCCAGUGCAAGCUGCUCAAGACCGCCGCCUUGACCGUUAUCAAUACACUGAUGCUCCAGCCGCACAUCUCUCGGCCGGUGAGGAUAGUGAUGGCUUCGAACCGAUUCGAACCACCGGCAAGUCUCGCCGCGCGAAUACACGUGAGAUGGGUCCUCCAAUCACCAGCGAUCAGAAGUUGGAUCGACUUGAUCAUAUGCAUCGUGUAGUCGUGGAGGACUUCCAAGAGCAUGCCAAAAUCAUGCUUCAAGACCUUGUUGUUAAGAAGGGACUUCGGUGCCAACCGUUUUCUGAUCAGGUGCUACGUGAUAUCGGAAUAUCCUUCCCCAAAAAUCUUGCUGAGCUUUCUGUGAUCCCGGGCAUCGAUAAAGAUAAGGUGCAACGCUAUGGCCGGCAGAUCCUGGGGCUGGUAGAUAAUGCAAAGCGGCGCUACCUGGAAAUGACACAGGAAGCAGAGACCAGCGGCAUUGUCCCGGAUCCCAAUCACCACAACGUCAUCAAUCUCAGCAGCAGCGACGAGUAUAGUGACGACGACUUGUUCAUGGAUGAGGUUUCCACCUUCAAUCUAGAUAAUCCCGUCUCGACUGCACCCAGCAAUGCAGCCGAAAAUAUCACAAGCCGCUACUUCCCUCCUCCAGCAUCUCCAGGGUAUGACUCUGGUGACGACUGGGAAUCCGGCACUGCGCCUUCUGCCUCCAAGAGUCGCAAACGCCAGCCUGCCAGUGGCAAACGACCAACACGACGGAAACAAGGCUCCACUGGCAGCUGGAAAGGCAAAGGUGCGCGAUCAAAAGCAAAAUCCGGCGAACGUUCUACAAGCCAGUCAUCUGCGCCACGAAAGAACGCCAGGGCCAAACCCCCCAAGUCCACGAUUGGAAUGAUGCCUAUUUGA
Messenger RNA from Penicillium robsamsonii, 4491 nucleotides. RefSeq lists its product as uncharacterized. The coding region runs from base 1 to 4491 and encodes 1496 amino acids. Gene Ontology annotation, molecular function: ATP binding; 3'-5' DNA helicase activity; nucleic acid binding. The record is from RefSeq and is a predicted model, not a curated record. The transcript is spliced from 4 exons. Lineage: Eukaryota; Fungi; Ascomycota; Eurotiomycetes; Eurotiales; Aspergillaceae. Gene Ontology annotation, cellular component: chromosome; RecQ family helicase-topoisomerase III complex; cytoplasm. Gene Ontology annotation, biological process: double-strand break repair via homologous recombination; DNA replication.